Molecule: messenger RNA, 324 nt
Organism: Nymphaea colorata (pocket water lily)
Lineage: Eukaryota; Viridiplantae; Streptophyta; Magnoliopsida; Nymphaeales; Nymphaeaceae
Exons: 3
Coding region: 1-306 (101 amino acids)
Source: RefSeq, a predicted model, not a curated record
AUGUGGCCGAUCAAGCUUAAUGCACGUGGGAAGCACUCCAGUGCGGCUCCAGUGCUGAGGUCGCACGUGCCAAAGGAAAGAGGGCGGGUUAGAGAGAGCACAGACAGCACGUGCAAGCGCCUUUGCCCCGGAGAGAAUCUAAGGGAGCUUUUGGACAUGGAAGCUAACACCACGGGAUUCGGAAUUUGGUGGUUCCAACACGUCGCGAACUCCAGUAACAGUCCACCCUCCGAGUUCGCGGAAACAAGGAUGCAAGAUAAAAGCUUUUGGGAAAAAGUAUGCUAUUCGAGGCAAGGACAUAGGUGAAGUUAGGACUCAUUAGUU